GACGCGCAGGGAGAUGCGAGCCAGAGGCUGCCCUGAUUGACAGGCGCAGUGUCCUAAAAAGGGCUCUCGGAGCUGCUUAUCGGGAGGUUUAUAUAGCACCGCGCGGGCGCACGCUGGAGAGCGCUCGGCCCGGCCAAGCCAGGCGCGCAGGGGGCAAGGCGCAGGGACCACGCCUGGCGCAGGGGGAGCCACCUUUCUGGGACCCUCUCCUGCCCCCCUCCCCGCCCCCUAGAAAGGGAGAGCCCGCUCCUUGGGCGUGCUACAGCCUCCGCCGCUCGCUGGGAAGGGGGCCGAGCCCGGGCCGGCGGCGGCUUCCACCAUGCACUGCCCUGGGCUCGCGUCCCCCGGGCAGCUGAAGGCAGCCAGGAGGCGCUACAAGACUUUCAUGAUCGAUGAGAUCCUCUCCAAGGAGACCUGCGAUUACUUUGAGAAACUUUCCCUUUACUCUGUCUGCCCGUCCCUCAUCGUCAGACCCAAACCUCUGCACUCCUGUACGGGGUCCCCAUCUCUGAGGGCGUAUCCUCUCAUCUCUGUCAUCACCCGGCAGCCUUCUGUGGUCCAUCACCUCAUCCCUGCAGCUACCACCUCCCGAGCGCUGUCACCACACUCCUCCUCGGCCACCAGCUCGGAGCCAGCAGCCAGCGAAACCCAUGCCAGCAGCGAGUCAGAAGGGGAGCAGCCCACCCCGCGCUUGAAAAAGCCUCGCCGAAGCCGGACCAUCUUCACGGAACUCCAGCUGAUGGGGCUGGAGAAGAAGUUCCAAAAGCAGAAGUAUCUGUCCACGCCAGACAGGCUGGACCUUGCGCAGUCACUGGGGCUGACUCAGCUCCAGGUGAAGACUUGGUACCAGAACCGUAGGAUGAAGUGGAAGAAAAUGGUACUGAAAGGUGGACAGGAAGCUCCAACUAAGCCCAAAGGCCGCCCAAAGAAAAACUCCAUCCCUACCUCAGAAGAGAUUGAGGCAGAGGAAAAGAUGAACAGCCAAGUUCAGAAGCAGAUGUUGGAGACAUCUCAGGCCCAGGAAGAGCCUGAAUUGACAGAGAAGAAGACUGAAGUCUCCUUGGAGACGGGAAAGUCCCCAGAGCACACACUGGAGCCCUCCCCAGAGGAGACCACACCCUUGAGCUAAAAGAGGAAAAAUAGGAGGGAAAAAAAGGAAAGAUUAAAAAAAAAAAAACCUCCCAAAGACUGUGUAUAAGUCAGGAGCUUGUGCACUUUGUGCCACUGGGAAUUAACCAGCAUGGGCAGCUGUGGAACAAAAAAACCCAAUGCAUAGGAUGACAAUCUUUCCCUUCCCAAGAGCAUGUGUAAGUUCUCUGUGAAGGACAAGGGGGCCUGAGUACUUCUAAAUAUUCUCCAGAGGAAACAGUGUGUCUAGAAACCUGAGAGAGCCUGGAGACACAGAAAAAGCCCAGGACUCCUUUCAUGCCUUGCACGGUGGUUGCGUAGUGCUUAUGACCAUCUGGGAAGGUUCAGUGUAUUUGCUUGACUUUAUUCUCACCUUUUAAGGUUGAACUAAAGGACAGAGUACUUAGUCCGGCCUCAAGGCAGUGACUGCCAAGAAAAGGGGAAAUUUACAGCAUGAUUGCUCAUUUAACCAGCACUUAUUUCUGUUAGGGAUGAGCCCAAGCAAAGCAGUUUUUUUUGUCUCUUGGAGGAUGCACACACCCAGGUUUUUGGUUCAGCCCAUUAUAAAGAUACAUGGUAAGACUCAGCCCCAGGUCAAAAUUCAGAGUUCAGACCUCCCUGGGAGGUUUGGGGUGAUCAGAUCUGGGGUGUGGAUCUUUACAAACUUUUAUAAAGAUAAGACCACUGGAUAAAAAUAUAGCUUGAGAUUACGGUUUGGAUUUCAAGUUCCUCCAGAGGCUUUGGGCUGCUCAGAACUGGGAUUUUUUUUGCUUCAGGUCCAUUUCUAAUUAUUGUGGGGUUUGUAUUUUUUUUUCCCAAGGAGCAUUUAAAUGUUUUCAGGGUUAGGGGAAAGCAAUGGACUUAAGAAGUUGCUGAGGAAAGUUUGCAUUUGUUUUUAAGACCUGUGUGCCAAGAACAAAUAUGCAUCAUGUUUCCUUAAGUCUUGUGGAGGGUGCAUUUUGCCUGAAGGCUGCAAGAGAUGUAUUAAAAUAACCUUUAUUUUUUA
Molecule: messenger RNA, 2134 nt
Organism: Pelodiscus sinensis (Chinese soft-shelled turtle)
Lineage: Eukaryota; Metazoa; Chordata; Testudines; Trionychidae
Gene: BARX2
Product: BARX homeobox 2
Biological process (GO): regulation of DNA-templated transcription
Molecular function (GO): DNA-binding transcription factor activity, RNA polymerase II-specific; DNA binding
Source: RefSeq, a predicted model, not a curated record